Messenger RNA from Antechinus flavipes (yellow-footed antechinus), 1116 nucleotides. RefSeq names its product netrin receptor DCC-like. Bases 34 to 1116 code for a protein of 360 amino acids. Gene Ontology annotation, molecular function: protein binding. NCBI's taxonomy places the organism in Eukaryota, Metazoa, Chordata, Mammalia, Dasyuromorphia, Dasyuridae. Gene Ontology annotation, biological process: cell-cell adhesion. The transcript is spliced from 9 exons. The record is from RefSeq and is a predicted model, not a curated record.
AUUCAUCCUUCAAAUCUCUAUGCCUAUGAGAGUAUGGACAUUGAGUUUGAGUGUGCUGUCUCGGGAAAGCCUGUGCCUACAGUGAACUGGAUGAAGAAUGGAGAUGUGGUCAUACCUAGUGAUUAUUUUCAGAUAGUGGGUGGCAGCAAUUUGCGAAUCCUUGGAGUAGUCAAGUCGGAUGAAGGUUUUUAUCAAUGUGUAGCUGAGAAUGAUGCUGGGAAUACACAGACCAGUGCCCAGCUAAUCAUCCCUGAACCUGCUAUCCCAAGCUCCAGUGUCCUCCCCUCUGCUCCCCGAGAUGUGGUCCCUGUCUUGGUUUCCAGUCGCUUUGUUCGUCUCAGCUGGCGUCCACCCGCAGAAGCAAGAGGGAAUGUUCAAACUUUCUCCGUCUUCUUUUCCAGAGAAGGUGACAACAGGGAGCGAGCAUUGAAUACAUCCCAGCCUGGGUCCCUUCAACUCACUGUGGGAAACUUGAAGCCAGAAGCAACUUACACGUUCCGAGUUGUGGCCUAUAAUGAACGGGGACCGGGGGAGAGUUCUCAUCCUAUUAAGGUGGCCACCCAACCUGAAUUACAAGUGCCAGGGCCAGUCGAAAAUCUGCAAGCUAUAUCUACCUCACCUACCUCAAUUCUUAUUUCCUGGGAACCCCCUGCCUAUGCAAAUGGUCCAGUCCAAGGUUACAGAUUGUUCUGCACUGAGGCUUCUACUGGAAAAGAACAGAAUAUAGAAGUUGAUGGACUGUCUUACAAGCUAGAAGGGUUGAAAAAAUUUACCGAGUAUACCCUUCGGUUUCUGGCUUAUAACCGAUAUGGGCCAGGGGUAUCCACCGAUGAUCUCACAGUUGUGACACUUUCUGAUGUGCCCAGUGCUGCACCUCAGAACAUCUCCUUGGAAGUGGUUAAUUCAAGGAGUAUCAAAGUGAGUUGGCUACCUCCACCACCAGGCAUGCAAAAUGGAUUUAUUACUGGUUAUAAAAUCCGACAUAGAAAGACAACCCGUCGAGGUGAGAUGGAAACACUAGAGCCAAACAACCUCUGGUACUUGUUCACAGAUUUGUGGUCCCUGAGAGCCCAACUGCUCUCCCAGAUGGAAAUUCGUGUGAUUCGGUGCUGGUGA